AUGAGCUCGUUCUUCGGCAAGUUCAGAGGCAAUGGAGCCAACAGCAACUCCUCCGCCAACGGCACCGCAACGUCGAAAAGGGACCCGACGCCGCUGCCCAAGACGCCGCUGCAGAAGCUCCUCUCGGACGCCGGGCCAUUGAAAAGCGAUGGCAGCGACAAGUUCUUUGGCAUGGAGAACGCGCCAUUCGCCAACACAUGUUACUGCAAUUCCAUCCUACAAUGUCUAUAUUACUCUGCUCCAUUCAGAGAGUCGGUCAUAAACUACCCGCAGCGCUCUCCGCCAGAGUCGCUGAAACACGCACUCUCGACCAACUUCAAGUACCCGGACCCGGACAUCUCGCUCGAAGAAGCAUUGCUCCAGACCAAGCUCAAACAGCAGCAGCUCGCUACCAACAAUGGAGUCAGACCAACCAUCACCCCGCAGAACCAGAUCCCAAAGCCGGAGGACAAGGACUCGCCCGAGUACAAGAAGAAAGUGGCCAUGCACACAUUGCCCGUCCUCGAGACAACAGAUAACUCUCAGAAUUAUGGCAUGCAAGAGUCCCUUUUUACCUCGUUAAAGGAUAUAUUCGAGUCCAUAGCGGCCAGCGAGGAACGCGUCGGCGUAGUCAGACCGCAGCACUUCCUCGACGUCCUACGGCGCGAAAACGAGAUGUUCCGGACGGCCAUGCACCAGGACGCUCACGAGUUCCUCAACCUGCUGCUCAACGAGGUGGUCAACAAUGUCGAAGCCGAGGCAAACCGGACCUCCGUGCUCGAAGCAGACGCCGACUCAGAGUCAAGUACGGCAACGUCAGCCUCAGUCGCGACUACACUAGCUACCUCUGUCGGUGGUGGCAGCGCAAAGACCCCUUACAGCACUCGCUGGGUCCACGAGCUCUUCGAGGGCAAGCUGACUUCCGAAACGGAGUGUCUUACCUGCGAAAAGAAGUCUCAGCGCGAUGAGGCAUUCCUCGAUCUCUCCGUCGACCUAGAGCAGCACUCCUCCGUAACAUCAUGUCUGCGCAAAUUCUCUCAGGAAGAGAUGCUCUGCGAACGCAACAAGUUCCACUGUGACAACUGUGGUGGUCUGCAGGAAGCAGAAAAGAGAAUGAAGAUAAAGCGUCUGCCCAGGAUACUGGCCCUGCACCUGAAACGGUUCAAGUACACCGAAGAUCAGCAGAAGUUACAGAAGCUGUUCCAUCGUGUCGUGUACCCCUACUACCUACGACUCUUCAAUACCACCGACGAUGCCGAGGACCCAGACCGGCUGUACGAGCUCUAUGCCGUUGUCGUGCAUAUCGGCGGUGGACCGUACCAUGGUCAUUAUGUGGCCAUCAUCAAAACUGAAGACAGGGGCUGGCUGCUCUUCGACGACGAGAUGGUCGAACCCGUGGACAAAAGCUACGUGCGCAAUUUCUUCGGCGACAAACCCGGCCAGGCUUGUGCGUAUGUCUUGUUCUACCAGGAAACUACCUUCGAGGCCAUGCAGCGCGAACUGCAGAGCGACGAGCGCAUGUCUGCAGCUGCAAAGUCCCAAGAUGCCGAACUUGCACCUGUGGCCGCCCUCGACCUGAAAACAACAGCAGCGACAGCAACACAACAUCAGCCGGUACAGCCACCGCAGGAUAUCAGUCGGGUUCGCAGUGCUGUACCCCAACUUCCCGGCACAGACAGCUCGGCUUCGAGCUCAUACAACCCCAUCAAACUGAUACCCAGCGCACCGCAGCUGUCCAACAUGGACGAUACCCCGCCCACUGCCCUCCCGACCACAGCAGCCAACACCCAGACAGCUACUGCGCCUACGCCAUCCUCCUCCAACAGACUGCCCAUCUCUCUUCCUCGUAUACCUCUGAUGUCCCGAACUCCUGACCGUGCCGCUGAGAUCCAAUCCAAAAAGGAACGGGCUCGAGAAGAAAAGGACCGCAAGGCCCAGGAGAGAGAGACUCAAAAACAGAAACGCAAGGAGUUGGAGAAAGCAGAGGCUCGUCAGAAAGAACUGGCCAAAAUGGAAGAACAACAGAUCAAAUCCGCCCUGGACGCAAGUAAGCUCACGGCCAAGGAGGAGAAAAAGAGGUUGUCGACCGAGAAGAAACGUCUGUCGUCUGAGGGUGCGUCGGACGGUGCUGAUGGUCACGGCAACGGCAACGGCAAUGCUAAUGCUAAUGGUAAUGGGAACGGACACGGAAACGCCAAUGGAAUCGCCAAUGGCUUCACGAACGGCAUCAACGGAAUCGCAGGCGGACUGGGUAGGCUCAAAAUCGGUGGCCGAACUCUCAGUUACAGCAGGAAACACAAAGAUAACAACAGCAGCAGCAAGGACAAGGAGAAAGAGAAGGUGCCUGAUCUACCUGCUUCUUCUUCUGCCACCAUGAACGGCAAUCCUGCCGCCUCAAACGUCACCAUAACGCCCAAAAACUUCCAGCAGUCUCACCGGGAACUCGAUACAUCGUCCAGCGCCAUCGUAGAUACAGACCAGCCUCUCGCUCCCGGGGCUGCGUCUGGGUCUAAAACACUCGCACAGGUUGAAUCUCCUCCGCAGCAACAGCUUACUUCACUGCCUCAACCGCCUCCCGCUCCGUCACCGAAACAACCCACCACCCGACGAAGCAGGUUCAGCCUUCGCAAAAAGUCAUUUAGUGUGCUAUAA
Nannizzia gypsea CBS 118893 is the source of this 2631-nucleotide messenger RNA. Its product is annotated as ubiquitin carboxyl-terminal hydrolase 13. NCBI's taxonomy places the organism in Eukaryota, Fungi, Ascomycota, Eurotiomycetes, Onygenales, Arthrodermataceae. Gene Ontology annotation, cellular component: cytosol; nucleus. The transcript is spliced from 4 exons. The record is from RefSeq and is a predicted model, not a curated record. Bases 1 to 2631 code for a protein of 876 amino acids. Gene Ontology annotation, biological process: protein deubiquitination. Gene Ontology annotation, molecular function: cysteine-type deubiquitinase activity; cysteine-type endopeptidase activity.